This is a messenger RNA of Salarias fasciatus (jewelled blenny), 1381 nucleotides long. RefSeq lists its product as uncharacterized. The record is from RefSeq and is a predicted model, not a curated record. The transcript has 3 exons. NCBI's taxonomy places the organism in Eukaryota, Metazoa, Chordata, Actinopteri, Blenniiformes, Blenniidae. Bases 215 to 1381 code for a protein of 388 amino acids.
AGAUGGAUGAGUUUGUCCAGAAAAAACUUCAAGAGUGGAACCUGACUGAGUUUAUCCCAACAUUUGAAGCUCAACAGAUAGACAAAGAUAUUUUCUUUCUGCUGGAUGAAAACAGCUUGGCCUCCCUUAUCCCACUCAUUGGACCACGCCUCAAGUUUCUGCAUAACUUAAAAAAAAUAUUGGAGGUACGCCUUGCAUCACAGUACUGGACAUAAUGGGUUAUGUGUGCUUCAAGUGUAAAAAGUCUGCAGGCAAGAAUGUUAGGCAGUUUUUCAGCCACCUUAGGGUAAUGCACAAUGUAUACUCCGCAUCAACAUUUUUUCAGUGUGCUCAGCUUGGUUGUCAGCGUUCAUUUAACCAAAUAAGAUCAUUCAGGAGACAUUUGUUAGCUCAUGCUAUUGAGUUUGACAUUUCAACAGAGGGAGAAGGUUCUCCAGCUACUCAUCCUGAGAGAUCAGAAGAACCAGAGGGCAGUAUUUCUGAUGAGCUGGAAUGGGCCGACACAUCACAAGCAUGGGAUGACUUAGAGGAGGACAGCAUAAAAGACAGAGUUGCACUUUUCUUAGCUCGUCUAAAGUCUAAGCCCUCACAGACAUAUAGUGCCAUAAGAGAUGUUGUUGAACACACAUCCAGUCUUGUCAAAGAUGUAGUUGAUUCUUUGAAAAGAAAAACAACUUCUUUUUUAAGAGAUAUUGGACAGCCUGAAACUCCUGAAUGUGAAGAACUGCUACAGCAGUUUAAUUUAGCUGCUGUACCAUUCAAGGGCUUUGAGUCCGAAUACAAACAAAUGAAGUACUUCACGGGUUCUCAAUACUUUGUGCAGCCAGAGGCAGUACCUCUCCCUGGCUUUUCCUACACACAGAUAACUACCAAGGAUACAGGUACUGUAAAACAAGUGGCAAUUCAGGACACUUUCCAGGUAGUGCCCUUGAAACAAAUGCUGAAGCUCAUCUUGGAAAGUCCAGGCACAAUGGAAAAAAUCACUGAGUGGCGAAAACAGCAAAGCACUGCCCUUGAGGAUUUUAGAGAUGGUACAGCCUACCAGACGAACACACUUUUCUCAGAGGAGUUCUCUGUCCCGUUACUUCUUUACUGUGAUGAUUGUGAGAUGGUGAAUCCCCUCGGCUCAAAAACCUCAGUUCACAAGCUUGGGUUCAUCUACUACACUCUUAAGUGUUUGCCACCAGAGUAUCAUUCAAGUCUCAAGUCUCACUUUUUGUUGGCAGUUUACAAAACUGAUGACGUUAAGACAUAUGGCAUAAAUGCAAUUCUUGACCCAAUUGUGAAUAAAAUCAAGGAACUGGAAGAUGAGGGCAUACAGAUUAACACUAUUCCUUUCAAAGUGUGUGCCGAUGGUGUCGGGUACAAAGAGAGGUUCUAA